CUCUCUUUGUUUUUCGUUUCCCUCUUGUCUCAUCUUUCCUCCCAAAACCCCAGAUGGGGAAGUACAUUAGGAAGGCCAAAACGGAAGGUGAAGUUGCCGUAAUGGAAGUCUCGCAGUCUCCCCUGGGCGUUCGUACCCGAGCCAAAACCCUCGCGCUCCAACGCCUCCAGAAUUCCUCCGCUUCUCCUCCGGCUACGGUUGCUUCGGCUCAGGCGAAAGGAGACGGCUCGUAUCUCCAGCUCCGGAGUCGACGGCUAGAGAAGCCGCCGGUUGUGGUGCACCACCAUGACUCGAAGAGGCACAAGCAGCAGACACAGCAACAGUGGAGUAAGAAGGAUAACUGUGGAGAGAAUCCUAACCCUAGUUCGAAUUCGAGGGUUCGUGUGGGUGGCGACCCAGAUUCGGAAAAGAAUAAGGAAGCUGAAGUUGGAAGCCAUGAUAUUACGCAAGAAGAAGAUGGUGGGAAUGAUAAUGUUAAUAACUAUAUCAAUAUUAACAAUGAUAAUAACGAGAGCAAUGAUUUUGGAAGUGUUGAAGCUUCUUUUGGGGAAAAUGUUUUGGACAUUGAAGCUAGAGAGAGGAGCACUAGGGAGUCAACUCCGUGCAACUUGAUAAGGAACCCAGAGAGUAUAAGAACCCCAGGGUCAUCUACUAGGCCGACCUGCUCAGCAGAGACCACCCAAAGAAUACAGAAUUCAACGAGGCGACACAUCCCGACAUCAAAUGAAAUUGAUGUGUUCUUUGCUAGUGCAGAAGUAGACCAGCAAAGACAAUUCAUUGAGAAGUACAACUUUGAUCCGGUGAAAGACAAGCCACUUCCAGGACGUUAUCAAUGGGAGAAAUUGGACCCGUAGACACCAUUAGUGUUCCAUCAGCACUUAUAUUUCCUGCUAAAUGCUCAGUUGAUAGUAAAUUUAGGUACUUUUAGCUACUAGGAAUUUAGUCUUGGCUGUAAAGGUGAUAGUUUUAUUUCCAUUUUCUAUCACCCUUAACUAUUAAAAGAAUGUGUCGACUAAUGGUCUGUAACAUAACAGUAACGAGUUACAAAAACGAAAAAAGGGGGAAUCAAAGUCCUUUGUCUAACAGAUCAUCUGAGAAGGGAAGGGAAUGAAGGUGUAGGCUAGAGUUUAGGAACUUUAGGGUCAGUCAAUUAGGCCAGAUCAGUUGAUCUGGUACAUAAUUUCUUUGUAUUUUACCCGUCGUUUGUUCAUAGUUGUAAUGAUGGAAUCUUUCCAAGACAGUCGUCGGACUAAACAUGAACUCAAAGGUAACGAUGAUGCAGCCCGUCACUAUGUUCGGAAAUGGUAUUGUUUCAUCGAGUCAUGACCGGCCGCUUCCGUCGCGUAUAAGAUGG
Messenger RNA from Hibiscus syriacus, 1354 nucleotides. Its product is annotated as cyclin-dependent kinase inhibitor 5-like. The coding region runs from base 54 to 854 and encodes 266 amino acids. Gene Ontology annotation, cellular component: nucleus. The record is from RefSeq and is a predicted model, not a curated record. Gene Ontology annotation, biological process: negative regulation of cyclin-dependent protein serine/threonine kinase activity. Gene Ontology annotation, molecular function: cyclin-dependent protein serine/threonine kinase inhibitor activity. The transcript is spliced from 4 exons. NCBI's taxonomy places the organism in Eukaryota, Viridiplantae, Streptophyta, Magnoliopsida, Malvales, Malvaceae.